UGUCGUUAAAUAAAUAAAUAAUCUCUCUCCCUUGUUCAUUUCUUAUCAAUUUCGUAUAAGCUCGAAAAUACGUAUUUAUAUACGGGCUGGUUUCCUCAGCUGGUGGGACGGAGGUAGUGGUGGUUCGAGAUUCGAUCAGAUCGUGAUCCAAUGGCUGAAGACAAGUACAACCUCAAGAAUCCAGCGGUGAAGAGGAUCUUACAAGAGGUUAAGGAGAUGCAAUCCAAUCCUUCUGAUGAUUUCAUGAGCCUCCCUCUCGAGGAGAAUAUAUUUGAAUGGCAAUUUGCAAUUAGGGGUCCAAGGGAUUCGGAAUUUGAAGGAGGGAUUUAUCAUGGAAGGAUCCAAUUGCCUGCCGAGUAUCCAUUUAAGCCCCCUUCAUUUAUGUUGCUGACUCCAAAUGGGCGUUUCGAAACCCAGACCAAGAUUUGCUUAAGUAUAUCGAAUCACCACCCGGAGCACUGGCAGCCAUCUUGGAGUGUGAGGACUGCUCUGGUGGCACUGAUAGCUUUCAUGCCCACCAGCCCAAAUGGUGCCUUGGGUUCUCUAGAUUAUAAGAAGGAAGAGCGACAUGGACUUGCCAUUAAAUCUCGUGAAGCACCGCCUAAAUUUGGGAAUCCUGAACGCCAAAAACUUAUUGAUGAGAUUCAUGAAUAUAUGUUAAGCAAGGCACCUGCUGUUCCUCAACUCAGUCCAUCACAGGCCUCGGAAGAUCAACCUACUGACAAGGAUGGAGAAGCACAGGCCAAUCAGCAAGAUCCUGCUACCGUGAUUGCUGGUAAUGGGCUCCCAAAUCAAACAGUAGAUGAAAGGGUUGUUGAAGAGGAGCCUGUGGCUCCUGCCAAUGCUAACCCCGUUCCUGUUGACAUGAGGCUUGUGAGAGAGAUUCCUGCCUGCGGACCAAGUAUUCAGCCACUGCAAAGACCAGAAAUGAGGGUUCAAAGAUCUGCUGAUGACCGCUUGUUUACAUGGGCGGCUGUUGGACUUACCAUUGCAAUUUUGGUUCUUUUGUUCAAGAAGUUUAUGAAAUCUAGCGGACAUGGAGCUGUUUUCAUGGAUGGUUCAUAGUUCCAGCGAGGAUCUACGAUGACCUGUACUCGUUUUGACAAAUUUAGUUCAACAAGAAACCUAUCAAGAUAUUUAUUAACAUCUAGAGUGGAUCAAUCUGUAAUUUAUAAAAUACCCUCUUGAUAAAUUCCAGCUAGUGUAAUUAUGGUAGAUGUCAGCUAUCACUUAUCAUAUGCAGGCAUGAUUAAUACACUUGUAAGUUUGAUAAUUCAUUGCAUGGUGAAACUCUUUAGAUGUUCUGUU
Messenger RNA from Durio zibethinus, 1308 nucleotides. Its product is annotated as ubiquitin-conjugating enzyme E2 32-like. Lineage: Eukaryota; Viridiplantae; Streptophyta; Magnoliopsida; Malvales; Malvaceae. The record is from RefSeq and is a predicted model, not a curated record.